AUGGCGAAGGAUUUGAGAAAAUCGUGCAAAAACAUGAGUACAGGAAAUCCCUCGGCCUCAGCCUCUUCGAAGAAUCGAGCUCCUUCAUCGGGCCCCACGCCUCCGAUCCCUUUUAAUGUCCAGCCGCAGGCCGGAGAGUAUACAAAGGAGAGGUUGUUGGAGCUCCAGAAGAACGCUCGGCCUCUCGGCAGCCUGCCGAGGCCUCAGAAACCCGAUAGCCCGUCGAAAUCCGAACCCGUUAUCGUCCUUAAAGGCCUCGUGAAGCCCACAUCAUCUCCUAUUGAUCCGGCCCCUAAGCCGAGAAAGGAAGAGGUGGAGGAGGAAUCAGAUGAGACAGAGGAAGAUAAGUUUGCGAAAUUGGGUAUUGAUGGUAAAGGAAAAGGUUUGUCUUCGAUACCGAGCCAGGCUGAUAUAGCUGCCAUUAAAGCUCGGAGGGAGAGGCUCCGGCAGAGUCGUGGGCCGGCAGCGGAUUUUAUAUCACUUGACAGCGGAGGAGUGAUGGCUACUCGGGCAUCGGAUGGUGGGUCUAGUGAUGAGGAGGAUCAUGAAUUUAGAGGUAGGAUUGCUUUGUUUGGUGAUAAAGGGGAUGAGAAAUCGAAAAAGGGUGUUUUCGAAGAGUUUGAGGAGAGGGCUCCAAUUGUUGAGUCUAGGGUUGUUGGAGAGAUUGAAGCAGAGGAUGAAGAGGAUGAAGAGGAGAGGAAAUGGGAAGAGGAGCAAUUUCGAAAGGGGCUUGGGAAAAGGAUUGAAAUCAUUGAGGAAGUAUCUGUCCAUAGAGGGGUUAGUAGUGUUCAGCCUCAGAUGCCACCGCCACAGAAUUUAUAUCCUGCUGUUGGUCCUCAGCCGUUGGUGCCUGGAAGUACGCCUUUCGCUCAGACAAUGUCGAUAUCUCAACAGGCCGAGAUUGCUACACGAGCUCUCAAGGAGAGCGUCAUGAGGCUGAAGGACUCUCACAAGCGAACAAUGGAUUCCGUGGCGAAGACAGAUGAAAACUUAGCAGAGGCUCUUUCUGAUAUCACCACAUUGGAGAAGUCCCUUCAAGAAGCCGGGGACAAGUACAUUUUCAUGCAACAGCUCCGAGACUUCAUUUCUGUGACAUGUGAUUUCUUGAAGGACAAGGCUUUGUUGGGGCACACCAUGUCGGUUCUCAGCAAAGGCUCUGGGCCUGCUUAUGUAUCUGCUGCCACAAAUGCAGCACACGCUGCUUUAGCUGCAGUGAGAGAGAGUUCGAAUUUGCCGGUUCAAUUGGAUGAGUUUGGAAGGGAUGUUAAUCUACAGAAACGUAUGGAUUUCUCACGGCGAGCUGAGGCAAGGAAGCGAAGAAGAGCGCGGACAGAUUCUAGAAGAAUGACUUCUAUUGGCAAGCAGUUAGAAGGAGAGGUUACCACUGAUGAGAGUGACAGUGAGAGCACUGCUUACACUUCUACAAGGGAUGAAUUGCUUCAAACCGCUGAACAAAUCUUUAGCGACGCGGCCGAUGAGUACUCAAACCUUUCUGUUGUUAAAGAAAGGUUUGAGAGAUGGAAGAAGCAUUACUUCUCAAGCUACCGAGAUGCCUACAUGUCUUUGAGUGCACCUGCUGUCUUCUCUCCAUAUGUGAGAUUGGAGCUUCUGAAAUGGGACCCUCUUUAUAAUAUGACCGAUUUCGAAGAAAUGAAAUGGUACAAGCUUCUUUUUGAGUAUGGGUUACCAGGAAGAGAUGAAGAUUUUGAUCCUGAAGAUGCCGAUGCGAAUCUUAUCCCAGAGCUAGUAGAAAAGGUAGCUCUCCCCAUCUUGCACCAUGAAAUCUUACACUGUUGGGAUAUGUUCAGCACAAAAAGAACGGAGAAUGCUGUAUUUGCCACUAAUUUAGUGGUCACAUAUGUUCCAGUCUCGAGUAAGGCCCUCCAAGAGCUACUAUCAGUUGUUUGCUCUCGGCUCACGCAGGCCAUUACCAACCUCAGUGUUCCGGUGUGGAGCUCCGUCGUGACGAGAAUUGUGCCUGGUGCUGCUCAAUUAGCUGCCUAUCGAUUUGGGACAUCAGUUCGGCUCCUGAGGAAUAUUUGUCUGUGGAAAGAUGUACUGUCACUGCCAGUUCUAGAGAAGCUUGCUCUUGAAGAGCUCUUAAAAGGGAAGUUACUCCCUCAUAUGGAAAGCAUAAUGUCGAAUGUCCAUGAUGCUAUAACUAGAAUGGAGAGGAUUGUUGCAUCAAUGUCAGGGGUUUGGUAUGGGCCUGAGGUCACAGUAAAUCACAGCAAGAAGUUGCAGCCUUUGGUUGAUUGCGUGGAUAAACUAGGUCGGAAGUUGGAGAAGAGGCAGGCGUCAGGGGUGAGCGUGGAGGAGACCGUAGGGCUUGUUCGGAGAUUGAAGACGAUGUUGGUUGAGUUGAAUGCGCAUGAUAGAGCUAAAUCUUUGCUGAGGACCUUUCAUCUGAAAGAAGCAAUUUGAACAAGCUUUGUGGGACCAAUUUUUGUGCACCUUGUAUCGAAGGUCUGGUUGUAUUAGAAUCUCGGUUCUGUCCGAUUUUGAGGUGGAUAUGUUUUGCAUGUUAUUUUUUUCGGAUAUUUACCUGAAUUAGACCGAGAUCUUACUCCAUAUGCGAAUCAUGGUAGGGGGACUCGUAGAUUAUUUUGUGAACACAUUUUGGAGUUCUGAUAAUGGCUUCCAUUUGCUGGUUUGUUUUC
This is a messenger RNA of Asparagus officinalis (garden asparagus), 2660 nucleotides long. RefSeq names its product transcriptional repressor ILP1-like. Gene Ontology annotation, molecular function: DNA binding. Gene Ontology annotation, biological process: spliceosomal complex disassembly; mRNA splicing, via spliceosome. Gene Ontology annotation, cellular component: U2-type post-mRNA release spliceosomal complex; nucleus. The transcript has 3 exons. The record is from RefSeq and is a predicted model, not a curated record. NCBI's taxonomy places the organism in Eukaryota, Viridiplantae, Streptophyta, Magnoliopsida, Asparagales, Asparagaceae. Bases 1 to 2424 code for a protein of 807 amino acids.